Messenger RNA from Arachis duranensis, 2189 nucleotides. RefSeq lists its product as uncharacterized. Bases 649 to 2052 code for a protein of 467 amino acids. The transcript has a single exon. The record is from RefSeq and is a predicted model, not a curated record. NCBI's taxonomy places the organism in Eukaryota, Viridiplantae, Streptophyta, Magnoliopsida, Fabales, Fabaceae.
CAAUCAAGAGAAAAACCAAAGAGACAGUGUGCGUUGGUCACUUCUUCUUGAGGGCUUGUUCAAAGCCUCUAAUACAGGUAACAAACCAACCCCAUCUCAUCAAAAUUCGAUCUUUCCCUUGGGUUUUAUUCCAUUCCCGCAUUGAAUUUCGCAGCUUGUGACAAAAAAAAGGGGAAAUUAAUUGGGUUCUCUGUUCUGUUUUUGUUGGUGCCGUUUUGUUUCUGUGGGUCGCUGAUCCUCUUUUGUACUUAAAAGUGAGAGAACUGUCACAUCUGAAACGCAUUAGUUCUCUUUUUUUCUGAUCAUCUUUCAUAACCAACUCCUGAUUCAAAGCAAGAAGCUUCCUGAUCUGUUUCUGUGCUUGAUCUCAAAGCUUUGUCCCUUACCUCACACAGCACUGUCUUCUUAUCCUUUUUGUUUUUUUUUUCUCCUUUCACCGCUUUCGAUUAUGGUUUCCUUGUGCUUCAUUCCUUCGUUCAUUACUGGUUGCAAAAAAAUAAGAUUCUGAGGUAAGUCUUGUCUUCUUAUUAGUUCUUGUUUCUUUGUUCUGGGUCGGUUCUGUUGUUUUGGAUAAUAAUAAUAAUAAACAAGAAUGAAGUAUUGAAUUAAGAUUCGAAAUCUGAUUAAGAUUUGAAAAAUCUUUGAAGAAUGGAGGAAAGGAGGUUUGUAUGCAAGUAUUGCAGUAAGAAGUUUCCUUGUGGCAAGUCUCUUGGGGGUCACAUAAGGACUCACAUGAUGAAUGAACACUCUCUAUCAGCAACAAUGCCCUAUGCUAAUAUCAAUUCAUCUUCUUCUUCUUUAAUACUCGAGUUUGAAUAUCCUAACAGGAAGAGGAAGCACGAUUUCUUGGCAACUAAUGGUUCUAAUUCCAGCUAUGGCGGUAGUGGAUAUGGUUAUGGACUCAGAGAGAAUCCGAAGAAAACAAAGAGUUUUGUGGAUGCCAAUCACAAGAAGUUAUGUAAAGAAUGUGGAAAAGGUUUUCCAUCGCUUAAGGCUCUCUGUGGUCACAUGGCUUGUCACUCAGAGAAAGAAAGAGGAACCAAUUCCAAUUCCAAUAAUAGGUUUCAGUUUGAAUCCAAUUCUGGGAUUAGUGAGAAGCAGAAAUUGGUUAUGGAUAGUCAUUCUGAUACUGAAACCUCUGUUCCAAUUAGGAGAUCCAAGAGGAUGAGAUUCAGGAACCUCUCCAAAAACAACCGCAAACCUUUUUGUUCUUCUUCUUCUUCUUCUUCUGUGUCCGAGGUUGAGCAGGAGCAAGAAGAGGUUGCUAGGUGUUUGAUGAUGCUGUCCAAGGAUAACUCCUACAAGGGUCAAUUCGUGCUUUUCGCUGAGUCGUCUGAUAACAAGUCGAUUGUUCUUGAGGGGAAAUCGCCUUCUGUUGACACCUACAAUAAGGUUAUGGUUGUGGAUCAUGAGAAGAAUCAACACAAGGGGGCUGAGAUUGGUUAUAAUUCGGACAAUUCGGAUUCAGGCUAUUUCAGAUAUGGUCCCAAGAAGAAUGUAGAUUCUGAUGAUGAUGAUGGUGAAGUUAACAACAAUGUUGAUUCAAGGAGUGGUGUAAGAAGCAGAAACAAUUCCUUGUUCAAGAAAAUGGCAGCUGCCAACGAUUCUUCGAGCAAGAAGAAGAACAAACCAAAUGGCAUUACCGGUUUCAGUGACAAGCAUUGGAAGGUUGAGUCUUUCACAACUGAAGAUUUCUCUGCAUUUGAAAUCGAUGAGUUUAAUAACAACAGCACAGACACUGAUUCAUACCCUGCAGCAGCUGCUAAUGCAUCAAAAUCUCGCUGCAACAAGAAGAUCAACGAGAACAACAAGGGUAAGACUAAGAAAAAGAGUAAGAAGAAGAAGUUGAAGUCAAAGAAGAACAAGGAACAUGAGUGUCCAAUUUGCAACAAAAUGUUUAGGUCAGGACAAGCAUUGGGGGGUCACAAAAGAUCACAUUUUGUUGGAGGAUCUGAAGAGAACACACUGGUCAUUAGGCCAGCUCCUGCUACAGUUGCUCCAUGCCUAAUUGAUCUCAAUUUACCUGCUCCUGUUGAUGAUGCACCUUUUUGAAUCACAAACUUUUUUAGAUUGCAUUAUUUUGGUUAGGAAAUAAUUGAUUUGAGAAUUAUAUUAUUCUCUUUAUCAUUGAUUCAAUUGGUGUUGAGAAUGUUUCUCUUUUCAUGUUACCGGCGGAAAUGUUGAAAACA